Scylla paramamosain (green mud crab) is the source of this 114-nucleotide messenger RNA. Its product is annotated as probable type III restriction-modification enzyme HindVI Mod subunit. Lineage: Eukaryota; Metazoa; Arthropoda; Malacostraca; Decapoda; Portunidae. The transcript is spliced from 2 exons. The annotation marks the transcript as partial. The record is from RefSeq and is a predicted model, not a curated record.
GCUAGUCAGUCAGUCAGUCAGUCAGUCAGUCAGUCAGUCAGUCAGUCAGUCAGCCAUUCAACCGUCAGUCAGUCAGUCAGUCAGUCAGUCAGUCAGUCAGUCAGUCAGUUAGCC